AUGAAGAAGUCACCACAAGACCUGCCGAUGCAAGUUCUACUAAAAGAGCCUUCGUACUUGGGCCCGCUGUGGCUUCCGGUGUAUGAAACACAGGCAGAAUUCGAAGCUGAACACUUCGAAACCGCCAUGAAUCAUUUGAUCCGGGAACCGAACAUCAAUUCCACAGUCAUCUUGCGUGCAGAUUUAUUGGAGCAAAUCGCGUUCGACGAAAAUUUAAAUGUAGUCACUCAUCAAACGGACGUACCCGAACUUCCGUCGUUUCCAGACCAAAACGGAUCUAUCGCUCCAAUUCUUCACCGGGAUCUAGAUGAUACCACCCUCAGGCGAGAACUUCCGAUACUGGAAGACACGGGACUCCAAUUGAGUUCUGCAUAUCUCCGGCGGAUUAUCCCCAGAAACCCUUCCAAGGAUCACAUCAUCAAUCAGACAUGCCUAUUGUUCAAAGCCACAGACUCUGUAUUGGUGGUAUAUAUACCUCAUAUUGAUAAGCAAGACGAGGUGCCAUUCUACCUUCCGCCUGUAUGUGCCGUUGGAAUUCUAUAUUGUAGGGGCAAAAUAUCCAUUCACUAUAUCCCAUUUCCAGAUGAUAAAGACCUUCUGACUCUAGAUGCUUCAGAUAGACCAGUGCGUAUCGCGCUCCGGCUUCUUCAAACGCUGGCAAAACACUCUAAAGGUGUCAAGGGGGGUUAUGAGAAGAGAGUCAAUCAUGACAUGGUGGUUCCCAGAGUUGCAUUUCAAAAUCGAUACAUUGAGCUCAAAAGAAAAUACUCCGGAGAUCUAGUUGCCAACUGGGUCGAAAGUACCGACCCAAAGAAGCAUGUGUUUGAGGAUUUGGCCGUCGCUGCCUUCUUAAUCGAGCUUUGGAAGUCGUGCUAUAAAGACAAAGAAUUCGAGUUUAGAGACUUGGGUUGUGGCAACGGACUACUAGUGCAUAUUCUAAUUCUGGAAGGGUUCAAGGGCAAAGGAAUUGAUGCUCGUGCUCGUAAAAGCUGGAAAACAUACCCUGCACUGGUCCAGGAGAACUUGUUGGAACAGAUUAUCAUGCCACAUAUUCUACUCAAGUUGCAUCCCUCUAUGAGCAAAGCUGUACCCUUUAUUGCAGGACGUCUAUUCCAAGUUCCAGAAUAUAAUAAGAAGAACUUGGAUGGAGUGCCUUUGAUCAAAUACUAUUCCUCCGAAAACCUCUUGGAAUCCCCUCAAGUCUGCACUACAGACGAGUUCCCAGCAAACACCUUCAUUAUUGGAAAUCAUCUGGACGAGCUCACUUGCUGGAUGCCCCUUCUCGGGUACCCAUUCAUGGUGAUCCCAUGCUGUUCGCACUCUCUCAGCGGUGCAAAGGUAAGAUACACUCCAAGGAAGGCAACCACAAAGCAGGCUCAGAAUCUGUCAACCUACGGAGCCCUCGUUGAUCAUGUUGAGGAUUUAGCUAACAGCAUGGGUUGGGAGGUUCAAAAGGAGAUUUUGAGAAUACCCAGCACGCGUAAUUCUGCAAUCAUUGGGCUCGAGAUGAAUGAGCAACGAAGAGAUGAGACCGCAGAACAGCGUGACAUCCGUGUCUGGGAUAUCAUUUAUGGAGAAGGAGGAGCUGAGGGUUGGGUUCAGAAUCUGUUGGCACUUAUGGCCAAGAGUCCCAAGAACCAUUAA
Messenger RNA from Australozyma saopauloensis, 1644 nucleotides. Its product is annotated as tRNA (uracil) methyltransferase. The record is from RefSeq and is a predicted model, not a curated record. Gene Ontology annotation, molecular function: tRNA (uridine) methyltransferase activity. The transcript has a single exon. Bases 1 to 1644 code for a protein of 547 amino acids. Lineage: Eukaryota; Fungi; Ascomycota; Pichiomycetes; Serinales; Metschnikowiaceae. Gene Ontology annotation, biological process: tRNA methylation.